AUGUUUUUUUUUUCUUUCAUUAUUUAUUUCUUUAUGAAAAGAUUUAUUAGAUUCUUUCAUUCAACCAUUUUUCUUUCGUUUUUCUUUGCAUUUUCUUUGCUUUUUCUUUUUUUAUUCAUUUAUUUUUUGCUGAUGCGUUUAAUUUUUUUUCUUUCUUGUGUUCUUUCUUCCUUUCGUUCUUUGUUUUUGUUUGGUUCUUUUUUUUUUCUUUUAUUUAUUCAUUUCUUUCUUUUAUUUAUUUUGUUCGUAGAUUCUAUCUUUUUUUUUCUUUACGUUAGUUCUCCAUUGAUUUUUUUUUCUUUCUUUCUUCUUUUCGCUUAUGCGAAUUCGUUUUAUUGUUCUUUUUUAAUCUCUUUGGAUUUUUUUUGUUCUUUCUUUCUGUUUUUCUUUCUUUCAUUCCUUGUUUUUUCUCGCUUCUUUGUUCUUUCUUUCAUUCCUUAUUUUAUUUUUUUGUUUACCUUCAUUCCUUUCAUUCCUGUUUUUCGUUUCGAUGGACGGGAUUUCUAUGUGAUUCGUUUAUUUUUUAGGCUUUUUAUUUCUUUAUAUUUCCUUUCUUUCUUUCUUUCUUUCUUUCUUUCUUUUUUAUUCUUUCUUUUUCAUUUUCAUGUUUAUAGUUGUUGUAUUAGUUAUCUUUAUUUUCCUUUUCCUUUUUGUCUAUUUGUCUUGAUCCUUCUUUCUUUCUUUCUUUCUUUUGCUUCUCUUUUCUUUGUUUUUAAUAUGGAGCAAAAAUUAUUUUAUAAGUACUUAUAUAAGGUACUUUAUAAAAAAAAACAUACGCACAGAUUUAUAAAAGUGCGCGAAUAUGUGCAGGGGGCGGGUGUACGUCGACUGCAAGCAAGUUAUCGCAUAUCAUCAGUGAAAUUAAUAAAUAAUUCAACUGCUGGGCUGACAUUAUUUCGCAUAGUUUAUUAUUCUCCUUGCUUUUCUCCCUCAUAUAAAUGGGUGUCGGUCUCCAAACGUAAAUUCCCUAAAUGGGAAUCAUAUAAGUGA
This is a messenger RNA of Acanthosepion pharaonis, 990 nucleotides long. NCBI's taxonomy places the organism in Eukaryota, Metazoa, Mollusca, Cephalopoda, Sepiida, Sepiidae. The record is from the annotation of a GenBank genome assembly.